Molecule: messenger RNA, 3147 nt
Organism: Seriola aureovittata
Lineage: Eukaryota; Metazoa; Chordata; Actinopteri; Carangiformes; Carangidae
Gene: gnb2
Product: guanine nucleotide binding protein (G protein), beta polypeptide 2
Exons: 10
Coding region: 863-1885 (340 amino acids)
Biological process (GO): G protein-coupled receptor signaling pathway
Cellular component (GO): cytoplasm; heterotrimeric G-protein complex
Molecular function (GO): protein binding; signaling receptor complex adaptor activity
Source: RefSeq, a predicted model, not a curated record
GUGGUUGAAACAUAUGGUUCAUGCCCGGAUUUGAGGAUCCUUCUGCAAACGCUCACCGCGUGAUCUGGCAGCCUGUUUCUGAAUGAUGAUAUUCAGAAAAAAACAGGAACCGUGUGGAUAACUGAUCGACAGGGCCGCCUCUCCUCUUACUGGAAGAAAAUCCGCACAGUCGACCUGCUAAUGGGUUGAUUUCUUGCAGCUAUUUGAUCUCAUUGUUUUUUCUACAUGAGGCACUUUGCAGAUUUUACUCAGUAAUUCAUAGUUGAGUCGGAGGCGGCCGCCCUGAUGAAGUGUCGGCAGAGGGAGGAGGAAACCAAAGAGAGGAAGGAAACGAGGAUAACGUCACGAAAAGCAGAGUCGGAGUAAAACGGGCUGAAUAGUAUUUAAUGGACAAUCCUUGAUGCGGGCCGGGGACUGAGCUGCAGCUAAUUAUUGUGUUUGUUUACGCCGGAUCGGACAGAGAUGUAUUUGUUAAUUUUUCGGGCGUGAAUAAGGCCAAAGCAUUUUUCGGAGAGGAAACGGCAGCAGCAGCAGAAGCAGCAGAAGCAGCAGCAGCAGCAGAUUUCAUCUUUUUCAGGAGCUCCACUAAAGCAGAGAAAUGGAAAUGUGUGUUGCCCUCCUCCGUUUGCCGUUUUGCUGAAGGAUUUGGAAACAGCCCCAUCGUGAUACACGGAGCUCUAAGUGGAUCUCCUUUGCAGCUAAUUUUUUUUUUUAAUGAGUGAAAAAGACGUAUAGCCCGAUCAUCCGCGGGAUUUUUGGGGUCGUUGCUUUCAGUUUUUCUUUUUUUUUUUUUUACGGCAGAAAAAAAUAGCAGCAAAAAUCAUCGGGAGAAUUAACAGGUGACGGCUUGGACAAAUCCAAAAUGAGUGAGCUGGAGCAGCUUCGUCAGGAGGCCGAGCAGCUUAGGAACCAGAUAAGAGAUGCCAGGAAAGCAUGUGGAGAUUCAACCCUGACACAGAUAACUGCUGGUCUGGAUCCUGUGGGGCGGAUUCAGAUGCGGACGAGACGCACCCUCCGGGGCCACCUUGCCAAGAUCUACGCCAUGCACUGGGGUUCAGACUCAAGGCUUCUGGUUAGUGCCUCUCAAGAUGGAAAACUGAUCAUCUGGGACAGCUACACCACUAACAAGAUCCAUGCCAUCCCUCUUCGCUCCUCCUGGGUGAUGACCUGUGCUUACGCCCCCUCUGGGAACUACGUGGCCUGUGGAGGCCUCGACAACAUCUGCUCCAUCUAUUGCUUGAAGACGCGUGAGGGCAAUGUCAGAGUCAGCAGGGAGCUACCUGGCCAUACAGGUUACCUCUCAUGUUGCCGUUUCAUUGAUGACAAUCAAAUCAUCACGAGUUCAGGAGACACCACAUGUGCACUGUGGGACAUUGAGACAAGUCAGCAGACCACGGUUUUCUCAGGCCACAGCGGUGACGUCAUGAGCCUGUCCCUGUCGCCCGACCUCCGCACCUUUGUGUCAGGAGCCUGCGACGCCUCGGUCAAACUGUGGGACAUCAGGGACAGCAUGUGCCGGCAGACCUUCACAGGCCACGAGUCGGACAUCAAUGCCAUCUGUUUCUUUCCCAACGGCAGCGCCUUCGCCACAGGCUCUGACGACGCCACCUGCAGGCUGUUUGACCUGCGUGCCGACCAGGAGCUCAGCCUCUACUGCCAUGACAACAUCAUCUGUGGUAUCACCUCCGUGGCUUUCUCACGCUCCGGCCGUUUGCUGCUGGCUGGUUACGAUGACUUUAACUGUAACAUCUGGGAUGCCAUGAAGGGGGACAGAGCAGGAGUCCUUGCCGGCCAUGACAAUCGUGUGAGCUGUCUGGGUGUGACGGAUGACGGCAUGGCGGUGAGCACCGGGUCCUGGGACAGCUUCCUUAAGAUCUGGAACUGAGCCAUGCGUAUAAACAGCAAACACACGUCCAACAGACAGACACCGCUGGGACACAGUUUGCACUCUGUAUUCACACUGUAUGUAAGAUUCAACAGACAAACUGCAAUGUUGUACUGUACAUAAUAUAUAUGACUUAGGUAUGAGUUUACACACACACACACACACACACACACACACACACAGACAGACACACACACUUUAUGCAGGACAAGAUGACACAAGACCUGAACACAUACCUACACUACCUACAGCUGAUUUAAAUACACAGCAUUAAGGCUACAGUACCACACACACACACACACACACACACACACACACACACACACACACACACACACACACACACACACACACACACACACACACACACACACACACACACACACACACACACACACACACGCACACACACACACACAUAUAAAAUCUGUAAAAUGUCAAAAUGUGAGCAAAUACAGUUGAAUCCUCAGCUGCCCAAAUAAAAACACAAAUGCCACAAUGACCUGAAGCCUUUUAACACAUCUAAAACACAGUCUCUCUCUCUCUCUCUCUCUCUCCUCUCUCUCUCUCACACACACACACACACACACACACACACACACACACACACACACACACACACACACACACACACACACACACACACAGCACACAUCCUGAGAGACACUGCUCCUCGAGUUAAAUGGGAGAAGAAGUAAUUGGACAAUUCUGUCUUUGUUUACAUUGAAGUCAAAAAUGCACUUCAGACAAGUUUUUCUGUACUAUUUUUGUCUCUGUACCACACGUAUCUCAGCAAUGGUAAUGUGAAGGAAAAACAGUCGUGGAUGAGAAUCACGCGAGUCCAUUAACACUGAAAAAAUAAAUGAAUAAAUCACUGACAGACAGUAUGGAUCGGUGAUCGAGUCCAAGAAAAAUUUCAUCUGGCUCAAAACAUCAUGUAGUCACAGUUUUUAUAGAAAUGUACCCCCACAUACAGUACAUCUGUUCUGAAGUUUGAUUUUAUUUUUAACACUUCUUUUAUUCAUGUUCUCCCUGUGUGCCUCAGAUACACUUUAAGGAUUAUUAAUAGAGAAUAUUGAUAACAGUUAAAUUAACUCAAAAAUAUCCGCGAUUCAGAAGGUGGGUGAAAAAGAAAACCAUUAUAAGACACAUCUUAAUAAAGCAGGAGCCAGUAUUCAGACUUUGACUUUGUCAUUGUAUUAUCUGGACAUUACGAUGGUAUAAUUGUACAUAAUAUUAAUAAAUAAUAGCCUCUCCUGCCA